GACGCAAAGCAGAAUUUCAUAAGAACAUAAUGGAUGGAGACGAGAAAACCUAUGGUGGCUGUGAGGGCCCUGAUGCCAUGUAUGUCAAACUGAUAUCUUCAGAUGGUCAUGAAUUUACUGUAAAAAGAGAACACGCGCUAACAUCAGAAACAAUAAAAGCCAUGUUGAGUGGCCCAGGUCAGUUUGCUGAGGAUGAAACCAAUGAAGUCAACUUUAAAGAGAUCCCUUCACAGGUGCUAUCAAAAGUAUGCGUGUAUUUUACCUACAAGGUUCGCUACACUAACAGCUCCAAGGAGAUUCCUGAAUUUCCAAUUGCACCUGAAACUGCACUGGAACUGCUGAUGGCUGCGAACUUCCUAGGUUGUUAAAUAAAAUAAAUUAUAAUAAACUGUUAACUUUUUUCAGUAUUUAACACCUGUAGUUCAGUUAGUAAUUUUUUCAUAAAAAGCAUGUUGCCUGUGUGCAACUGAACUUUGAAGUUCGUUGCA
This is a messenger RNA of Hippopotamus amphibius kiboko, 488 nucleotides long. RefSeq names its product elongin-C-like. Gene Ontology annotation, cellular component: elongin complex. The transcript has a single exon. NCBI's taxonomy places the organism in Eukaryota, Metazoa, Chordata, Mammalia, Artiodactyla, Hippopotamidae. Gene Ontology annotation, biological process: ubiquitin-dependent protein catabolic process. The coding region runs from base 30 to 368 and encodes 112 amino acids. The record is from RefSeq and is a predicted model, not a curated record. Gene Ontology annotation, molecular function: protein-macromolecule adaptor activity.